Molecule: messenger RNA, 4260 nt
Organism: Kwoniella botswanensis
Lineage: Eukaryota; Fungi; Basidiomycota; Tremellomycetes; Tremellales; Cryptococcaceae
Exons: 7
Coding region: 1-4260 (1419 amino acids)
Source: RefSeq, a predicted model, not a curated record
AUGGCAGAUCCCAAAUAUUCCCCUCAUCAGAUCGGUGCAUUACCCUUCGAACAGGAGCCAAGGUAUUUUCCAAGCCAGAAUCAACCCCAACAGUCUUAUCAUUCUAGAUUCCGCUAUCAUGCUCAGCCUCCCACUCAAGCCUCUAUCCAAUUAUAUGAUUCUUAUUUCCCAUUGCAACAUGAAGGAGUAUCGAGAAGCGCAACCAAUUUCUCUCAAGCCAUUCCUAUCUCAAAACAACAACAGACGAAUAAUGUCGAUGAAGUCGUUUAUCGAUAUUCAUCAGAAUUCGAUAGGAUAGUAAGACUACCUGGUACGCCGACUGUAGGGAUAUACGCUCAGGAUGGUCUAUGGGACGAAGAGGAUGAUUUGAAUACCAAUACCAAAUCAUCUGCUCCGGGACCUUCCAGGAAAAUUGCGAUAAUUGGCGGUGGAUCGAAAAGUAGGACUGGAACUGUAUACUCCACAACGGGGUCGAAUGAGAAGAGCUGGACGUGGAGACGACCAAGUAUGUCCCAAUUGCAUAACAGCCCAAGCAUGUCGGUGGAGGAACAGGUGCCAGUACCAUUGCCUGUUCCUCCGAAAGGAUUAGAGAAGAAGAAGAGUAAAGGACUACUGAGAGGGAAAGGAAGAAAGGGAGAGCUGUUUGUCAACGUUGCUGCAGAUGCGGAUGAGUCGUUUGAGGCUCCUCCUCCACUGCCCAUACCUGCUACACCAGCAUCAUUCAUAACGGAAUCGUCACCCGCUUCAUUCAGCUCGCCCACCUUCUCUCCUCUCAAUUACUCCUCUUCCACAUUUGACACUCCAGCUACACUUCCCACACCACCUCAGACCUCAACGACAAACUCGAGUACUAACAAGGCUCCCAAAUCCGGUUCGUCCUGGAAAAGAGGUAUGCAAAGGAUAUUCAAAUCGAAAUCAUCCGCGGCAUUACGCGACGCUUCUACGAAAGAGGCUUCACUAUCUCCACCACCGAUGCCAAAAAUACCUAAUCUGCCUGGACCUUCCAGUCAUGCUUUGGGAAAACCAUUCUCGUCCUCAACCCCUCCACCAGGUGAAUCAAGGAGGUACAACAAUCUGCCCGCACCGGGAUACCUUUCGACUCCACCUUCAGCAACGACCGAAUCCUUUGUUCCUCCAUUACUCCCUAAUUUUCCUGAUGACCCCUUUGCGUCGAGUCUAGAUCUCACUUGCAACAAUCCAAUCUCUUCGCCUCUCGCUUCGCCCAAACCUCGUCCGACUCUACGACACAACUCACCAAGUUUGAGAGAUCUGAAAAACCUGUUACCAAACCCCACCAAACCUGCUAUAUUGAAAGCGAAGAGUUUCGCUACUCUACACCGUCGCGAGGAUUCGAGGAGUAUACAAAAAGAACAAGAUCGUCCUGGCCAGGCCCAGUCCUCGAAAUUAUCCAAACGGAUGAGUUCCUUAGUCGGAUUGAACAUUUUCGCGCAAGCUGCACAGGACAACUCCGAUAAGUUGGAACCAUUGGAACAUCCACCUACUCAAGCUUCUUUAGCUGCACCAAUCGAAAGUCCCCCACUCCUCCCUCCUCAUCCACCUUAUUUCGAAGGUGCUUCCAGAUCACCAUCUUUACCCUCCAUCACGACUGAUUCGUCCUCCACCCCUGAAGAGAGUCCUAGGAUCAGUAUGCCACCCAGCGCGCCGUUACCUCCCGUGCCAGCAUCCACUUCCAGCACCAACCUGGCUGCCCCCUUACAGCGAAGUGGAUCAGGUGCCGUACUUUUGCCCAGAUCAAGAUCGACCAGUAUGAGUUUCAAAUCACCUCCUACAAGUUCAUCUUUCUUCGAUUUAUAUGAGCAGCUGGGAAUAUGGCCAAGUGCGGAAAAGGAGAAAAAAGAGAUAUAUGAUGAGCCUCAGGAGAUGGACACGGCUACGGAGACAGAAAUAGAGAAGGAACAGGCAAAGGCCUUGGAAGAGGACAAAGAGAACAUCACACCUCCAGCAGUGGAGUUGCGGGUCGAAGAGGAGUCAAAUCGCUCGAUGGAUGUCGCAGAGGUGCAGGAACCUCUCCUUCAGGUGAACAUGCCUAGGUCUGAUACUAUCAGUUCAACGGCAAGCUGGAACGUCGCUCUCAACUCUUUCCCAGAGGCUCCCGGUGGCGAUGUUCUGGAUUUUGGACUGCCGUAUGUCGCCGACGAGGAAACUAUUGAACCGGUAUCACACUCCACACAGCAUGUCCAUGAUCGAUCGGAUGUCUUGAGCAUAGUAGCUGUCGCCGCUUCCUCUCGAAACAGCUCUCAUCAAACUACAGUCAACAACUCGAUGUCCACCGAUAGACGAGAUUCAGGAUCCACUGUCACACGCGCCACUUCGGUAGGAAUGGAAUACCUCAAUUCGUCUUUCUCUUCCAAAGGUCGAGGGAGGGCUUCCGGAAGUGGAAGUUCGUCUAGAGAUAGUAGUCCAGAGCGAGAGAGGGAUAAUUUGACUGAUCGUGAGGAGAGCGAAGCAUCUUCGUCUGAAGAUGAUGAUGUUCCAUUAUCAAAAUUACACCCUGAAGCUGCUGCUGCUCAAGUCCAACGACGUGAGACUCGAAGAAAGACCCGCGAAGCUAGAAAGGCCCGGCAAGCCAAGAUGGUCGAAAGGCGGAAGAGCGAGAAGACACAAGGGAGGAAUCCGGGCGGUGAACAUAAUUGGGAUGGAGAAGGUGGUAUACCCGCUGAUAUCCUCACGAGGAAGUUGGAAGGAGUAUUGAUGAGAAGGGCGGAGAGAGAAGCUGCCGUUCAACAUGCUGGACCUAGUGUGCCUCAAGGAUUGAAAGCUCAUCGAUCAAUGAGAGAACAUGUCCCACCCCCUACUCUCGAUCAUGUAGUUCGAAGAGCUCAAAGUCAAGGUCACGCCGCUCAUCCUUUACCAACAGGUUGGAAACAUGAUCAUCCACCUGUACCUCCAAUCCAAACUGCCAUCCCUCAAAGAACGCCUCAGACACAUGGAGUAUUCAACCCUGAAAGUGCCAUUUCACCUACCAAUACCUCCUUCGGUAGGAUACCUUCGGCCAAGGGUGUCGAUCCAGCAUUCGUUCAAGCCAUGCGCGGUCAAGUGUACGAACCGACAUCUCAACCAAUGGGAUAUGGUGAUAGAUCGAGGCAGAAUUCAAUAGCUACGAGCGUAUCAUCGAGGAUCCCUGCUGCUCCAGCUGGGACUAGGGCUUCAUCGAGACAAGAUGACUUGUCAGCUCAGGUCACAAGGAGUAAUACGAAUGCCACGCAGUAUUCUAUAGCAUCUUCUAGAUCUAGAGCUCACUCGAACGGUGUCUCACCCUCGACGCAGAAAGAUGAAUCUGCUGCUUUACAUGCUAGGUCAAUCACCGAACCAUUGCCUCAAGCCUCAGCCCAGUCUCAUGCUCAUACACAUCAUACGGUACCUGCACCUGCACCUGCUUCAUUACCCGCGCAGCGGGUACAUGCGACUGUAUCUGCCUUUGUGUCGGCUCUGAAUGGGAAGAAAAUCAUGUUAGAUUUGACGAGUACCACCACCGCAAGGGAAGUCCUGGUGAAUACUUAUCAUAAAGGUGAUUUGGUUGAUGCUGCCGUGGGAAUGAGCUGGGUGUUGUGUGAGAUUUUCGCUGAAAUGGGAUGUGAGAGACAAAUAAGGGAAUAUGAACCUUUAUUACCUAUCGUCAAAGGGUGGGACCAAACUGCCAAAUUCAAUUGUUUCGUAUUUAAGCAGAGUAAUAGAGGGAUGCCAACUUGGGCCAGGGCUGUUCCGACUACUCCACCGAUGUUAGGUCAAUGGGUGCAGUACGAGACUAAGAAAGGGAAAUGGACCAAGAAAUGGUUGGAGACUAGAGGUGGACAGGUCUUCUUAGCUAAGAAUGAAAAGAAUAAAGAUGAAAUUCACAUUAACAGUUUAUUCUUUGAUAUUUACGCUGUUACGAGGGGUUACGAUUCCCCCAAACCAUCAACGUUCAUCAUGAAACGAGUCGAACCUGCAUCAAGCUUCGAGGAUCCAUCGGACUACGCUCAUGUCUUCUCAUGCGAUGAGGGUCUGGCAUUCAAGUUGAUGGCUGCUAUAUACGAUGCUAAGAGCUACGCGAUCUCUCAAACCAAUCCAACGAUGAUAACGAGUCAACUUCCUACUCCCACUCAAACCUCAACCAAUCAUGGGAAAAGGCCCAAUUUCACAAGUCACCAUAGUAACGGACCACCUACACACAGUCAGCACCAACCUUUGGUAAGCUUGGUACCGGAUGAUAAGGAGAAGAAAUCUGCUUUUACAGGAAAAGGAUUACUGAAGAUAUAA